Molecule: messenger RNA, 969 nt
Organism: Nicotiana attenuata
Lineage: Eukaryota; Viridiplantae; Streptophyta; Magnoliopsida; Solanales; Solanaceae
Exons: 2
Coding region: 1-969 (322 amino acids)
Source: RefSeq, a predicted model, not a curated record
AUGGAUCCCGAAGAUCACAUCAUUCACUACAUCAUAACAGUGAAAGGCAACGACCUAUCAAAGGAGCAAGUACCAUCAGUGCUACUAAAAAAGUUUGGCGAAACCUUAACCGGAGGAGCCCUAACUUGGUACUCACAAAGACCGGCACGGUCUAUAACGACGUUCGAGGAAAUGGCCGACAAGUUUGUCACCGCCCACGCCGAAGCUAAGAAAGCGGAAGCCAGAGUAAAUGAUAUAUUCGCCGUCAGGCAAUCGCCUAGCGAGGGAGUCAUGGACCUUUUAGCCCGGUUUAACAGGGUAAGAGUGAGCUUACCAAAUGUAUCGGAAGGAAUGGAGGUAGCAGCUUUCCAGAAAGGGUUGAAUAGGAACGGAUCAAGGGCGACAAGAAAACUAUUAAGCAGACUCAUGAAAUACCCUCCCACCACUUGGGAAGAAAUUCACAGCGCCUACUGCGCCGAGGUGAGAGCGGACGAAGACGACCUCAACGGUCCGAUACAACGCUUAACAUCGGUUCAAACAGAGCCGAGGAAGGACCGUCGUAGUGAUGGUCGAAGAGAUCAGUCAGGACCCCGCUUCAACCGAGACAGGCACCAACCUUAUGUCAGAACCGCGUCCCACUAUCUCCUCGCCAUGUGGAAGGACCGUCCAGGCCGCAUACAGGGACUCAGCGGAACGAAAAAUAUAGUGUACGCACUAGAGAAGCUUAGCCCGAAGGUGAAGUGGCUGCAAAAGAUGAAAUCCGACCCAAGUGCCCGAAAGUCGAAUAUCCUUUGUGAAUUUCAUCAAGAGAGAGGUCACAAAAUUGAGGACUGCCCUACGACAAGAGGUAGUGAACAUGCUCCACCAAGGGCGCCUAAAGGAAUUGAUGUGCGACCGAGGAAGAGCCAAUUUUGGCCGCGGAUGAGAACAACACCAAGGCCCACCAAAGCCGCCCUCUCCUGCCCGCACCAUUCAAAUGAUCAUCGGUAG